AUGGUGACGCGGUGGUGGCUCUGUGUGUGCAGCCUGGGGAUCCUUCUCCUGGCUCCGUGUUCUCUCUCUGAGUUGUUUUCCUUGGCUGGCUCCCUGCGCCCCGUGGUGGGGGUAGUUGGCCGGGAUGUGGUGUUACCCUGCCAGCUCUCACCCCCGGCCCGACUGCCCAGCAUGGAUGUGCGGUGGAGGAAAAUUGGAUCAGGAUUUAUCCCAAUUCAUGAGUACUCAGAUGAGGGUCCCCAGGACCUGCCGGGAGACAGUUACCAGACCCGGACAGAGCUGUUCCCGCAGGAGUUCAGCAGUGGGAACGUCUCCCUGAAGAUGAAACAGCUCCAAGUGGCAGAUGCUGGGAAAUACCAGUGCUUUGUGAGGAACCCAGAGUGGAGCCGCGAAGCCACCACUGAGUUACAAGUCGCAGCUGUGGCUCCAGUGUUCAUUGACGUGCUGGGCCCCCGGGGCCAGGGGAUUGGGCUGGCCUGUAGCUCCACAGGCUGGUUCCCCAAACCUGAACUCCAGUGGGUUGGAAAGAACGGGCAGAACCUGUCGAUGGAGAUUGUGACCAAUGUGACGCAGGACAGGGAGAAACUCUAUAGUGUUGUGAGUCACGUCACUGUCACAGAAGGGGAAGACAAUGGAGACAUCAGCUGCAUAGUGUGGAAUGGCCUGCUGGAGCCCGAGCGACAAUCGGCCAUUCACCUCUCAGGUGACGCCUUCCCCCAUGUUUCUCCUUGGCGGGCUGCAUUCUGGGUGAUUUUCACUCUGGUUCUCAUUGCUGCUGGAGCUUGUGCAUAUCUUGGAUACGCAGCAAAGCAAAAGGCCUCUGAGAAGAAACGCUCUGAAGAGGAAGGUCAAUUAUUUUAUAACCCUACAACGCUUAAGAAGAUGAUCUUGGAAUCAGAGUGCCAGGAGCUGCGUGAGAGGCUUGACAGGGCGGUCACACAGCUAGAGUUCAGGAGGGCUCAGAGCUACAUGGUCCACAUCACCCUGGAUCCAGAUUACAAACACAUGGAACUCACUGUGUCUGCGGAUGGCAGAACAAUCCAGCACAGCCCCCCAUCCCCAGGGCCAGCUGCCCCCUCUGCGGCCCUGAUCACUGUGGGGAGGGAGGGGUUUGUGUCCAGGAGGGAUCAUGGUGGGGAGGGCAGGAUUUGCAGGUGGUACUGGGAGAUAGAGGUGGGGGACAGCCCGGACUGGGAGCUGGGGGUGCUGAGUGAGUCUGUGAGGGACAGAGUGAGACAGGGGAGGCUGGAGAGACUCCCUGAGUGGGGGUGCUGGUCUCUGGGGAGAUCUGGGGGGCGGUAUCACCCCAGGGAGGCCGACACUGUGAUCCAGAGCUGGGGUGUGACACCGACAGUGGUUGGGGUGUAUCUGGAUCUAGAAGCGGGGAGUCUCUCAUUCUAUAGUGUCAGUUCAGUGGCCCUUAUCCUGGAGAUUUCUGUGGAAGGUUCUGAGAGAUUAUUCCCCUUCCUCAGCCCUGGCCAUACUGCGGAGAGGGACCAGGGGAAACCCCUCAGCAUCUGCCCCCCAAGCGACUGGGAUUUCCCCCAGGAAUUAAUGGUUAGUGGGUCUGUUAGUCAGGGAGAUCCAGGGUCAGGAAACAACAGAGGGCAGCUGCAACAGGAGAAACAGCCCCAGCGCCUGCAGAUAAGCAAGUGAAAGAAAACAGCGCAGGGCCAACUAUGAUAGAAAAUGUCCAAAACUUCCUGCCC
This is a messenger RNA of Mauremys reevesii (Reeves's turtle), 1709 nucleotides long. Its product is annotated as butyrophilin subfamily 3 member A2-like. The transcript has 10 exons. Gene Ontology annotation, molecular function: protein binding. The coding region runs from base 1 to 1656 and encodes 551 amino acids. The record is from RefSeq and is a predicted model, not a curated record. NCBI's taxonomy places the organism in Eukaryota, Metazoa, Chordata, Testudines, Geoemydidae.